GUCCCCAACACGCGCGGAUUUUUACGGAACCCCAUCCUCCUCGCCCCCUUUCCUUCAGCCUUUACAAAUAACCCUCUGCCCAGCCGUAUAAAAUCCCCGCGUCGUCCCAUCUUUUCCCCAGCUUCUUGCCUCUUGCCCCCAUCGUCGCCGCCGUCUCUGUCUGCAGACACCACCUUUUCCAACCCUCUCCCCCCUCCUCGUGCAUGUUCGCGAACCAGCUGUGCAGCACUCACAACUCUCACCGAGGCGUUAAGCACACGACCGCCGCGUUUGUCAGAAUUUACUGAAUCGACCGACUCCCACCCCGUCUAUCCACUCUACUCUCAAUAUCUAUCAUGGCUCCCAACAACACCUCUUCCUCCGGGAGCGCUACCCCCGAGUCGCCCAUCGAUUCAGUGCUUCCUGUACAUCCGACGGCGGCGCGUCGCGACGCCUCGAUCAUCGUGCAGUCGGACAAGACCGCCUACAGCGACGAGUUCAUUACCUCCACGUACGUCAACCGCGGCGCGGAGGUGAACGUCGUCAACGGCCAGUACCUCGUCAAGCCAACUGCCGAUGAGUUCCAGUUCCAGACCAAGCGCGCCGUUGGCAAGACUGGCCUCAUGAUGGUUGGCCUCGGCGGCAACAACGGAACGACCCUUUGCGCGACCAUCCUCGCCAACCGCCACAACAUCGCCUGGGGCACCAAGAGCGGCAUGCAGCAGCCCAACUACAUCGGCUCCAUGCUCCGCGCCUCCACCGUCUCCAUCGGCGUCGAUCCCGCCACGGGCCGCGACGUUCACGUCCCCAUCUCCGACGUCCUCCCGAUGGUCCACCCCAACGACCUCGUCCUCGGAGGCUGGGACAUCUCCGGCCUGCCCCUCGACAAGGCCAUGAAGCGCGCCCAGGUGCUCGACUACGAUCUCCAGCGCCAGGUCGAGCCGUACAUGGCUGAGCUUGGCAAACCGCUCCCCUCCAUCUACUACCCCGACUACAUCGCCGCCAACCAGGAGGCGCGCGCGGACAACGUCAUCCCCGGAGCGGACAAGCAGGCGCACCUCGAGCAGAUCCGCGCUGACAUCCGCGCGUUCAAGCAGCAGCACGGCCUCGACCGCGUCGUCGUCUUCUGGACCGCCAACACCGAGCGCUACAGCGACAUCAUCCCCGGCGUCAACGACUCCGCGGACGCGUUGCUCUCCGCCAUCAAGGCCUCGCACGAGGAGGUCGCGCCGUCAACGAUCUUUGCCGUCGCGGCCAUCCUCGAGGGCGAGCCCUUCGUGAACGGCGCGCCGCAGAACACUUUCGUGCCGGGCGUCAUCGAGCUCGCCGAGCGCGAGAAGGCUUUCAUCGGCGGCGACGACCUCAAGUCGGGCCAGACGAAGCUCAAGUCCGUCCUCGCCGAGUUCCUUGUCAACGCGGGCAUCAAGCCGCUCUCCAUCGCGUCCUACAACCACCUCGGGAACAACGACGGGCACAACCUGUCCGCCGAGCGCCAGUUCCGCAGCAAGGAGAUCAGCAAGAGCAGCGUCGUCGACGACAUGGUCGAUGCGAACCGGCUGCUGUACAAGGCGCCGCCGGUAGACGCGAAGGGCCAGGCGGUCGGGAAGGGCGAGCACCCGGACCACAUCGUCGUGAUCAAGUACGUGCCCGCGGUGGGCGACUCGAAGCGCGCGAUCGACGAGUACUACUCGGAGAUCUUCUGCGGCGGGCGGCAGACCAUCAACAUCUUCAACGAGUGCGAGGACUCGCUCCUCGCGACGCCCCUCAUCCUCGACCUGACGAUCCUCACCGAGCUCCUGACUCGCGUCAAGUACCGCAAGGCGGCCGCGGGCGGCGACUUCCAGCCCCUCUACUCGGUGCUCUCGCUUCUGUCGUACAUGCUCAAGGCCCCGCUCGUUAAGCCUGGCACCGAGGUCGUCAACAGCCUUGGCCGCCAGCGCAACGCGCUCGAGGCCUUCCUCAAGGCGUGCGUCGGGCUCGAGGGCAGCAGCGACCUGCUCUUGCAGACUCGCAUCUGGUAGGCGGUUGGGCGCAAGUGCUGUCGAUCUAGACGUGUGAUUCGGUAGGCGGCUCCUGGAGAGGGCGAAGGAGAUGUGUGAGGGCGAUGUGGAAGCCCAGCUACUGUAGCGCGUCGUACAACCGGCCGCUGGACGAAUGCCUGCCACUCAACUGGUGCACGGCCUUGCUUAGAAUUUUUGCUUGCGAAUUGAACCACUGUUUUCUCUGCCUC
This is a messenger RNA of Schizophyllum commune H4-8, 2209 nucleotides long. RefSeq names its product Myo-inositol-1-phosphate synthase. Lineage: Eukaryota; Fungi; Basidiomycota; Agaricomycetes; Agaricales; Schizophyllaceae. The record is from RefSeq and is a predicted model, not a curated record. Gene Ontology annotation, molecular function: inositol-3-phosphate synthase activity. Gene Ontology annotation, cellular component: cytoplasm. The coding region runs from base 336 to 2000 and encodes 554 amino acids. Gene Ontology annotation, biological process: inositol biosynthetic process; phospholipid biosynthetic process. The transcript has 4 exons.